UGUGUGUUAUAACCGAAUUGCGGUUAUUGUUACUAAUUAUUAAGUCACAUAGAUAAUUUCCCCCAAAAAUCCUACGAUGUGCCGCUGAGUCCGUGUCCAUUUUUUGCAUGAAACGGAGCUGAUCAUCUCCUGCCUGUAAACGAAAGUGAAAUUAAGUGUCGGGAUUUUAAAGGCAGAGUCGCCAUUUUAUUAAGAUUCUGGAAUAAUGUAAAGGUAUUCUAUGUUUCAAGAGGCCCCAGCAGGAAUCAUCUGGUCUGGAUCAGCAUAGAAAUGGAUGGAUCUGCUUCUGAAAUGCGCCCCCCUGUGGGGUGUAACAGAAAGAGCCCUGAGAGUGUCCUGAUGAAGAGAGCAGACUCCCCUGUACCCAGCUGUGUUUCCCUGAAGAGUGACAGGUCAAUGGAAAAGGGAGUCAACUUCAAAGAGGGACCUUUUCCUACAGAUCAAAGUGUCCUGAUGGAGAGAGCAGACUCCCCUGUACCCAGCUGUGUUUCCAUGAAGAGUGACUGGUCAAUGCAUGAACCAAUCCACUUCAGAGAGGGACCUUUUCCUACAGAUCAAAGUCACUAGAGGAAAAAGCCAUGAAGUUCCUAAAGGUCGAGCUGAAGACGUUUGUGAGCCACCUAGAUCAGAAUUACCCAGAAUGUUUUGAGCCUCAGCUGGACGAGGACAAUGACCUGGACUGUGAUGGUCAGAUGCAGAAGACCAGUGUUAGAGAGGUAGCUCUGAAGAUCACACUGUACAUCCUGAGGACUAUGAAGCAAAAUGAUCUUGCUGACAUGCUGGACAAGAGACAGCUCAUGCUACAGGAAUUCAAAGGUAAACUUAAGAAGCAAUUUGAGUGUGUAUUUGAAGGGAAAGCUAAGGAAGGACAGCCAACACUUCUCAGUGAGAUUUACACAGAACUAUACAUAACUGAAGGUGGGACUGGAGCAGUCAAUGAUGAACAUGAAGUGAGACAGAUUGAAACAGCAUCCAAGAAAAGGCGAACAGAAGAUACUACAGUCAAGUGCAAUGAUAUAUUUAAACCCUUAUGUGGGCGUGAGACACCUAUCAGAACUGUACUCACUAAAGGGGUGGCAGGUAUCGGGAAAACAGUCUCUGUGCAGAAAUUCAUUCUCGACUGGGCAGAAGGAAAAGCAAACCAGGAUGUUCACUUCAUAUUUGCUCUUCCUUUCCGGGACCUGAAUUUGAUUAAGGGUGAAUACAGUCUGAUUGAACUGCUUCACCGCUUUGUCCCAGAACUGAAAUCAUUUCAGUCCACUGAGCUGUUUAGGUACAAAAUCUUGUUCAUCUUUGAUGGCCUGGAUGAGUGUCGCCUUCCUCUGGAUUUUCAGAACAAUGAGAGCUGGUUUGAUGUAACAAAGAAAACGUCACUGGAUGUGCUGUUGACUAAUGUCAUUAAGGGGAAUCUGCUCCCAUCUGCUCUCCUCUGGAUAACCUCCCGGCCAGCAGCAGCCAAUCAGAUACCUGCUAAGUGUGUCCACCAGGUGACAGAGAUACGAGGGUUCAGUGAUGCCCAGAAGGAGGAAUAUUUCAAGAAGAGAUUUAAUGAUCGGAGCCUGGCCAGCAGGAUUAUCACACAUGUGAAAUCAUCAAGGAGCCUCUUCAUCAUGUGCCACAUUCCUGUGUUCUGCUGGAUUUCAGCCACUGUGCUUAAGAGGUUUUUUAUUGAGACUGACAGGGGAGAAAUUCCAAGGACUCUGACUGAAAUGUACACACACUUCCUGAUCUUUCAGACAAGUUUAAAAAAUGACAAGUAUAUGAAAAACCAAGAAACUAAACUUAAGAAAUACAGCAAGCAAUUCCUUUUGAAACUUGGUAAUCUUGCUUUUGAUAACCUUGAGAAAGGCCAUCUCAUAUUUUAUGAGCAAGACCUGACAGAGAAUGGCAUUGAUGUCACUGAAACUUCAGUUUACUCUGGAGUGUGCACAGAAGUCUUUAAAGAGGAGUAUGGGUUGUACCAGGAGAAGGUGUACUGCUUUGUGCAUCUGAGUAUCCAAGAGUAUCUCGCUGCUUUAUAUGUGUUUCUGUCAAACUCAUCAGCUAACCUGCUGAAGACUGCAGUGGAUCAGGCAUUAGAGAGCAAAAAUGGACACUUGGACCUCUACCUCCGCUUCCUCCUGGGCCUCUCAACAGAAUCCAGUAAGACUCUGUUACAAAGGCUGCUGGGACAGAGAAGAAAGAGAUCACAUGACAUUAACAAAAUAACCAAAUACAUCAAGGAGAAAAUAAAGGAGAAUUUAUCUCCAGAAAGGACCAUCAACCUGUUCCACUGUCUGAAUGAACUGGGUGACAAUUCUCUAGUAGAAGAAGUACAAAGAUACCUGAAUUCAGGAAACAUUUCAGCAGAUGACCUCUCACCUGCACAGUACUCAGCUCUGGCCUUUGUGAUGCUGAUGUCAGAUGAGGAGCUGGAUGUGUUUGAUCUGAAGAAAUACAUCAGAUCAGAUAAACAGCACUGCAGGCUGCUGCCUGUGGUCAAGAACUCCAGGACGGCUCUACAAUGGAAUCAGUAGAAAUGAAGUUUUGCC
This is a messenger RNA of Brienomyrus brachyistius, 2531 nucleotides long. RefSeq names its product protein NLRC3-like. The record is from RefSeq and is a predicted model, not a curated record. Lineage: Eukaryota; Metazoa; Chordata; Actinopteri; Osteoglossiformes; Mormyridae. Bases 579 to 2516 code for a protein of 645 amino acids. The transcript has 7 exons.